Messenger RNA from Diceros bicornis minor, 8316 nucleotides. It is a transcript of the gene SPATA13, whose product is annotated as spermatogenesis associated 13. Lineage: Eukaryota; Metazoa; Chordata; Mammalia; Perissodactyla; Rhinocerotidae. Gene Ontology annotation, cellular component: cytoplasm. The record is from RefSeq and is a predicted model, not a curated record. The coding region runs from base 371 to 4303 and encodes 1310 amino acids. Gene Ontology annotation, molecular function: guanyl-nucleotide exchange factor activity; protein binding. Gene Ontology annotation, biological process: lamellipodium assembly; filopodium assembly. The transcript has 14 exons.
ACGGCUCUGGCCGGCCGUUCCCACCCUCCACCACGUCCUUCAGAGACCGUCAAACAAUAGUCCAGCCCGGGUCUUGGAAGCCGAACUCGCCGCUGUGGAUGAGCUCGUAGAGUUGUUCAUCGUCAGGGAAAUGUGGCAUCUGAACAGAGCCUCUGGCCGGGAAGGUAACAGUCAGAAGGAUUAACCGUCUCCAGACCGAGUGGCCUGAAGGUCCCGCCCUUUGUCGUGCAAAUGAGGAGGGCGCAGGGCCCCUCGGGGCGGCGCUCGCCCGGGACGAAGUUUCUCAUCGCUUCUCCGCGACUUCUUCCCACUUGGAGCUCGGCGCGGGAUGGUUAGAUCCCUCCAAAGACUCCCCUGCUAACCUGGAGGAAUGCUGAGAAACAACUUGUCCUCAAGAGUUCCCAGUGCCCCAAACCUGGCGUUGGGGACAACCGAGGAGCCUGAUGGGCACAGCACGUGUGACAGCCAGGCCCGUGGCGGCCUCGGAGGUGAAGGGCUGCAUGUGGGGCCGGGGGACACAGAUGCGCACGUGGGUCUAAACACCCCUGCCCUGUGGCAUCGGGCUCCCAGCCCUGAGAACAUGACAACAGCCCAGAACGGCCAUGGGCGAGUUGCUGCAGUCCCCUCUUCGGUCUCUGAUUCUAAAGACCCCAAAAUGGUGACUUACCCAGCGUAUCAGAAUGGGGGCUGCAGCAGCAGCCGCAGCAGCGAUGCGGAAGCCCAGGAGGCCAGACUCAGCCCUGCCAAGCUCGUGCGCCUCUUCUCCGUGAGUCGGAGGAGGACGGGCGCCAACCCCGAGAGGCCCCGCUCCAUGGUCCUGAUGGGAAGUUCCUCCACCUGGAACGCCCUUGCCUCCUUUCGGAAAAUGGGAUCUUUUAAAAAAUUGAAGUCUUCAGUCCUUCAAGGAAUUCAGAACCGAGAGGGGUCAGAGGCGGCAAAGGAAGAUGCCUCAGAACGUGACCUGGGAAAAGCCAUCGCAAACGGUGCUGCCGUCGGAAUCCAAGCGAGCAGGUGCCCUUCCUCGGGACGGGCGAGCGCCGCCCACAAGCCGGGGCCGGGGGCCGCGUCGGACUGCUCCGACCCCGAGGAGGCCGACGACGCCUUCCAGAGGAGCACCCACCGGUCCCGCAGCAUCCGCCGCGCCUACGGCCUGGGCCGCAUCAGCCUCCUGGACGCGGAGCAGCAGCAGGGGGCACACGUCCGGCCCCUGUCCCCAGUCACCCGGGAGCCCACGAUGUGUGAGAUUCUAGUGAAAGACUCUGAGAAUAACAGCAUCGUCUAUAGGAGAAGCAAGAGCACGGACAACCUCAACUUUCUGAAGAAAAGCUCCUUCAAACGGAAGUCCACCUCUAAUCUCGUGGACCUCAGGGUGGCGCCUGAAAAGCAAGCGCCCCAAAGGACGCUAAGCAGCUCCUCUGCUGACUCCGAAAAGUGCGGUGGGUCAGAGAGAAGGACGAAACGCUGGAAGAGUCCCAUCAAGGCCAAGGACUGGGACCGAGUCCUGGACGCGGCCUGCAGGAGGGAGGGCCGCAGGGGCGAGGCGCCGUGGGCCGGCGAGGCUGACCCGCGCCUGCGGCCGCGCAGCAGGCUGCACGACGACUACUCCCGCCGCGAGUCCUCCAGCGCCGAGCGCCAGCGCAGCCGGGGCGCCGCCCCUGCCCAGGGUCCCCACGUGGACGUGGAGAAUGCCGUGUUUCCUCUUGAAGCCCAAGGCUCCCGGACGUCGGGAAGUGUCGGCCCCGGGGCUGGCAGCCCCUCGCCGAGCUCCGUUGCCCAGGAAGUGUGGAGCAAAGACUCCGAUGAACCACCGCUUGGCAGCCGGUUGACAUUCGUACCCGAGCAGCCUCUCACUCCUCUACGGCCCACCACCCCCAAGCCCCCUAGCCCUCAGAGCCCAGGCGCAGGAAAUGCCAAGUGUCCGAACAAUCGCAGUGCGCUGUCCCUGAGUUCAGUGGACAGUGAAGAAAGGGCAGAGGGUCCUGCUCAGAAGGAGCAAGGUCCUCUGUUCUUCCAGGUUUCGGUGCCAGCCGCGUGUGACAAAAGCAGUGAGGACCGCAGUGCCGGCAGCCUCCCUCAGCUGAGCCGUGCUGGGACCGCAGGUCCAGAAGAAAAGGAGGAGGAGGUUGUUACUGAGGAAUCCUGGAGGCGGGGCUCAUCACAGGAGGAAGAAAGGACUGAGGCUCAGAGGAUCACCAGGAGGAGAUGGGGUUCUGGGAGAAGGUCAAGGCCUCGACCGCUCUCCGAUUAUGGUCAGUUGGCCAGCCGAAGUUUGUCUAUUCCUGAAGACUCAAUUGCUGUAGACCCCCAGAAAGAGGACAUUGUGGACGGUGACCACCAGCCACGCAUGGCCUCCACGGACCCUGCAGACCGGAACCCUGCCGUAGACUGCCCCAAAGGAAGCCGGAGAAGACGCCCUAUCUCUGUGAUAGGUGGGGUCAGCCUCUAUGGGAACAGCCAGGCAGAGGAAAUAGAGAAUCUUCUAGCCCAACCGGCAACCAGGCCGCCCGUGCCCGCUCACCAGGUGCCACCUUACAAAGCGGUUUCGGCCCGAUUCCGGCCGCUCACCUUUUCCCAGAGCACACCCAUUGGGCUGGACCGCGUGGGACGCCGGCGGCAGAUGAGAGCAUCCAACAUUUCUUCAGAUGGAGGUACUGAGUCCUCUGCCUUAGUGGAUGACAAUGGCAGUGAGGAGGACUACAGCUAUGAAGACCUGUGUCAGGCCAACCCCAGAUACCUGCAGCCAGGCGGGGAGCAGCUGGCCAUCAACGAGCUGAUCAGCGAUGGCAGCGUGGUCUGCGCAGAAGCCCUGUGGGACCACGUGACCAUGGACGACCAGGAACUGGGCUUCAAGGCGGGAGACGUGAUCCAGGUUCUGGAAGCUUCUAACAAGGACUGGUGGUGGGGCCGGAACGAAGAUAAGGAAGCCUGGUUCCCCGCCAGCUUUGUCAGAUUGCGAGUCAAUCAGGAGGAGCUGUCGGAGAAUUCCAGCAGCACCCAGGGCGAGGAGCAGGAGGAGGAUGCGGACCAGAGCCACCACAGGCACUCCGAGAGCAAGCGCCAGAUGAGGACCAACGUCAUCCAGGAGAUCAUGAAUACCGAGCAGGUGUACAUCAAGCACCUCAAGGACAUCUGCGAGGGAUAUAUUCGACAGUGUCGCAAGCACACAGGAAUGUUCACUGUUGCACAACUAGCCACCAUUUUUGGAAACAUUGAAGAUAUUUACAAAUUCCAAAGAAAGUUCUUGAAAGAUCUUGAGAAACAGUACAAUAAAGAAGAACCUCAUUUAAGUGAAAUAGGAUCCUGUUUUCUUCAACAUCAAGAGGGCUUUGCGAUCUAUUCCGAGUACUGUAACAACCAUCCGGGCGCCUGCGCGGAGCUGUCCAGCCUGAUGAAGCAGAGCAGGUACCGGCACUUCUUCGAAGCCUGCCGCCUGCUCCAGCAGAUGAUCGACAUCGCCAUUGAUGGCUUCCUCCUCACGCCGGUGCAGAAGAUCUGCAAGUACCCUCUGCAGCUGGCGGAGCUGCUCAAGUACACCACACAGGAGCACAGUGAUUACAACAACAUAAAGGCGGCGUACGAGGCCAUGAAGAACGUAGCCUGCUUGAUCAAUGAGCGCAAACGCAAGCUGGAGAGCAUAGACAAGAUAGCUCGGUGGCAGGUGUCCAUCGUGGGCUGGGAGGGCCUGGACAUUUUAGACCGAAGUUCCGAGUUGAUCCAUUCUGGGGAGCUGACGAGAAUCACUAAGCAAGGCAGGAGCCAGCAGCGGACCUUCUUCCUGUUUGACCACCAGCUCGUGUCCUGCAAGAAGGACCUGCUGCGCAGAGACGUGCUCUAUUACAGAGGCCGCGUGGACAUGGACGACGUGGAGCUCGAGGACCUGGAGGACGGGCGGGACAGGGACUGCAACCUCAGCCUGAAGAACGCCUUCAAGCUCGUCAGCAAGACCACGGGCGAGGUGCAUCUGUUCUGUGCCAGAAAGCAAGAAGACAAGGCGAGGUGGCUGCAGGCCUGCGGGGAUGAGAGGAGGCGGGUGCAGGAGGACCGGGAGAUGGGAAUGGAAAUUUCAGAAAAUCAAAAGAAGCUCGCCAUGUUAAAUGCUCAAAAGGCAGGACAUGGAAAAUCAAAAGGCUACAGCGGGUGCCCCGCGGCCCCACCGCACCAGAGCUUGCAUCCCGUACACCAGCGUCACGUCACCGUGCCCACCAGCGUCCCCCAGCAGCAGGUCUUUGCCCUGGCAGAACCCAAGAGGAAGCCCUCGCUGUUCUGGCACACCUUCAAUAAACUCACCCCUUUCAAGAAAUGAAGCAGAGGGCGGUGCUUCUGCUGAGGUGGACGUGGAGAGGAGAACUUUUCUUGUUUCUUCUGUGCAAAGUCCAAGGAAAGUAUGUUGGACCCAGUGCUGAGAACUUCUUUGGGGAUCAGUGAAGAAGAGAAGGAUUUGGACUCACCUUCAGUCUUCAGAGACCCAGCUGCCUCCUCGGAUGGAAGGAGAAGCUCAUGACGGACGUCUUUAAUGCACACGAGAGCCCUCUGUGGCCUAUGCUGAGAUGGCCAGGACUUGGGAACCAGUGAUGGGCUCUGACUGCGUGCUGAGCAGUGACCCCGUGAGCCUCGCGAUGACGAGCCCGCUCGCUGCUGCAGGUCAGGCGCGGGGUGCUAGGGGCCCCUCGGUUCCUGGGGGAGGACCAGAUGAGCAUGGCGCGCUUGCGUUUGGUUUUGCAGGGAGUGAUCGUGAUGGGGCUGGUGCGACCCUGCCUCUCACCAGCACUGUGAGCUGCUCCUCUCUCCACAGCAUUGGGGGCAGUGCAGGUGCCCUGGUGUUCCCUGGUGUCGUCUGAAUCUAUGCAGUGGCCAAAUGGUAGUGCAGGCUUCCUCUUGCCAGGUUCCUGCCCCUACAGGCUAGAGGGAAAAACAGGAUGCACUGGUUCUGUGGCGGUGAGGUCUGCAAUGGGGAGGGACUUACACCUUUAAAGAUACUGUUGCUUUCAAGGGAGGGAGUGGAAAAUCCUACUGCAAGCCAGAUGUGUCCUUUUCAAGUCAGGAACUCUCCUGCCCGUGUGCACUAGGUAACUCCAUGAGCAGAAAUCAUGUCUACUCGUAUGUCAUAACCUAAGAAACUCUAUUCAGGCAUAUCUGUUUGCCAUAUAAAAACCCAUCUUCUUUAAUUUUAUGAUACAGUGAAUAUGCAGAUGCACCAGUUGGAAGGCAUUCUUAAAGAGCAUCAAUGUGCCUGUUCCGUCGGUUGUUUCUGGCGUCCUCACCAAUUAAGUUACAGUGACACGUACAUUCCACUGAGAAAGCAUGAGGUUCAGAGCCCUUCAGCUUCCUCAGGAUUUGAAGCCGCUUUGUUGCAUAGACCCACAGCAGCCGUGCUAGCCGACCAUCAUUAGCAUGUCAACAGGUUUCUGAAGAUUGGCUCUUUGUAAAAGAAACCUUAACAAAAUCUAUCUAGACUCAGAGAGAGCAUCUUCUUUAACAAAGGCCACAUGGGCUGAUAUCUGUCAAUAGUAAUCUCCUUGUCUUUGUCUCUAUUGUAAAUUUUGAUAAAACUAACUUUUAAAUAUGUUCAGAGAAGACAACAGACUCUGCAAGAGAGAUGCCAUUCUCAUUUACUGAGUGCACUGGCUGGGGGGUGUAGUAUGGCACCAUUUGUGGUUUUCUGUUUGAGAAUCUCUCUUUUGUGUGCUACUUUCGGAAAGUUCUUUUUUCUAAUAGGCCCAUGCUUGAAAAUAAACAGACCUGGAAUGUCAUAGACACAGGUGUAACCUGCAUCUCCAAGCAGGUGGUUCUUCCACUCUCCCCACUCUCCCCCACACUCAGCUAUUCCUGAAGGAGGUGACAUCAUGCAUCAAGAAGACACAAUCCUGGACCUCUUGGGUGGGCCUUAGAGUGUUCUGUAAAAACUUGUCAGGAAACUUGUCUGUUAAUGACCCUGCUCAGCCACCCUGAUGUGCUCAUUUAUGGGCAGUAUUGCUGGAAGGUUGUGUGACCCUGUGGCCACCCCCCCGGGGUGCUUCUGUGGACCUUCCUACUGAGUGUACCAGAAUAGAGGCUGCUCUGGGGAGGAAGCCUCGCAAGAGGUGCUGUGUCUCCUCGUGCACAAGCACUCGUGCACGCAUGUGUGUAUGUGUGCAUGCUCAUGCACAUGUGUUUCAUUUUUGAAUAGACAUCUCAAUUUUAGUUGCGUUUAUAUAACUGACCUUUUUACUAACAAAAUAUGAUGAUAUAUUUUGAAAACUUUACUUAAUAUCCUUUUCAUGGACCCCUAAGCAAUAACUGCAGGGGUGUUUGUGCUAAAUAUAGUUGUUUGUAUAUACAGCAAUUUUGAACAGUUGGGUUUUUUUUUUUAAUAUAAGAGAAUUACUUUAAGGAAGUAAAGAGAAUUUUUCACUCAUGUUACAUUUUCAGUGAGGAUUGAAUUUGAGUGAAGAACCACUCAGAGGGCUUCCAUUUACUAACGGGCCAUGAAGAAACGCUUUAAGCUCUGUGACCAGUCCUGCUUUCUUUCCCAGCCGAGCCCUACCUUCUGGUUUCCACCUCUCCCUCCGUGGGCUUCCUGCCGGGAGCAGGAAGCUCGGAUGCGGGGGCCUGUGGAGCCCAGUGCUGUCCCGUCAGCUCUGUACAGUGGGAGAGUCACUUGAUCAAAUACCGGUUCUAGCUGGAUCCUGCUUGGAUUUUCAGGUGCUUUAUGUCUAGGUUGGGUUGUGUUACCAAAUGCCUGAGUUCUAUGAAGAGAUGGCUCAAGUGUUCUAAUUUUAGGUUUGCCAAACUUCCUUCUUGAUUUGUCACAUGUCCCACUCGGAAAGAAAGAGCAAAAACAAAGAGCCUCCUGUGUGGAUUAUGUAUGAAUUUCAUGGGGAAUCUCGCUUUCUGUCUGUCUUUCUCUCUUUUCUCUCUCUACAUUGCAUGAUAUGGAUGGACCAAACAAAAAUGAUGGCAUAACAUUUUGAUGAAUUUCACUUAUUCUGUCAUUCAUGUUUCAGAAUUUGUCAACUCUGUUGAAAGACAGUUGAAAUGGCCUCAGGUCAAAAGCACCCUUCUCAAUUUUGAUCACACCUAAAAUGCAUAACAACCUUGCAGUAGAUUAUAAGCAAUCACAAAAUAGAAUAUUUGUAAAAUCCUGGAGAAAUAGCAUUCUUUAUCUUUGUCUUGCAAACUAGAAAAAGAGUGGCAGCAAUCCCAGAGUUCUCCCGGGAUACCAUCUGCUUAGUUUGUUUUCAGUAGAUCUGAUCUCUUUCCCUCGGUGGAUCUGAUUUUGUAGUUGAAAACAUUUCACUCCCAUCCCCACGCUAUUUCUGAAUAUUGUUGUGCCUUUUUAUCCCUAAUCCAGACGAAGACUAACUCCGUGCCUGUGCAGAAAAUCCCCUCAAUCCUACAUUGCUGUUGUCUAGACACAAAGCAAAUGUGCAUUUAAUUCAAAAUCUGUUUCACAAUGGAAAUCUUUUGUAAAAGCCAUGAUCCAGCAUUUCGUCAGCUGGAACUCUAUGUGCCCAAAGUGCUGAUCUCCCCCAACAGAGAUCACCUUGCCUACCGAGCCGGGAUGGAACAGCCUGAUUACUUGGGGCGAGGGAGGAAAUGGCUGUCUCAUUAUUUUGUCGAGGAGAGAAGAAACAGACAUGUCCCUCACGGGACGAUGCCAACAGUGUGCGUAAACGUCCUUUCCUGGCUGACCAGCCAGGGACGCUGGACACAAAUCAACGAGGUCAAACCGCUCAGAAACCGUUGUAAACAGGCUUAACCUGCAAGUUGUUCUCCUUGCUGAAAUGUCACUUGGCUGGUGCUGCUGUUCUCAGGAUGGAGGCAAUGAAGGUGGAGUCCAAAAGACUGUGAAAAAAAUGAGUGGAAACUGAUCUUGAAAAAAACCCAGAAGCUUAAAUAUUUGAUGCAAAUAUACUUGGCUACAACACACUUAACAGUAUUGCCUUUAGUUAUUUUAUAGGCAUUGACAUUGCAUUUAGAAAAUACUUUUCUUUACCUGAUUCUGUAAUUUAACAGUUGGUCUUUUUUUGUAAAUAUUAGCAUCAGUUGUGUUUGCCUUACCUACUUUGCAAGGCUUUCGGUAACCUUUUCCUUCAGUUUUAACUCAUCAAGAUGAUGUUAUCUGUGAGUCUAGUGACAGCUUCCAAGCUGACGGACGAAUAGCUGUUGACAGCUGAAGUGUGUUGUACAAGAUUGCUCUACCUUGAUAUGUAUUUUUGUUGAAUGAAGUUUUUGUAAAAAAAAAAUUAUUUACAAUGUUAUUUGAAUGAUUCCUUGUAAAUGCUGUGAAUGUGCAUUUGCUGUUUUGUAUCUGUAUAUUAAAGUUAAUUUGCCAAA